Molecule: messenger RNA, 366 nt
Organism: Impatiens glandulifera
Lineage: Eukaryota; Viridiplantae; Streptophyta; Magnoliopsida; Ericales; Balsaminaceae
Product: protein GLUTAMINE DUMPER 1-like
Exons: 1
Coding region: 1-366 (121 amino acids)
Biological process (GO): regulation of amino acid export
Source: RefSeq, a predicted model, not a curated record
AUGGGAAGAAUCCUACUGACACUUGAAUCAACAUCGACGUUUUAUCCGCCGGCGCCGGCGACGGCGAUGACGUGGCACACUCCCUUUCCUUACCUGUUCAUGGGUCUGGCGGCGAUGUUGGGUUUAAUAUCGUUCGCUCUUCUGAUCAUGUCUUGCAUUUACUUUGAACUAAAUUCUUCUGAAGAAGAAAUUAGUUCAAGAGAUGAUCAUAACGGGGAGAUGAAAACCCUAGACGGUGAUAAGGGUUUGAAUUCAUCUGGUUUUGAAGAGAGGAUUUUGGUUAUAAUGGCUGGAGAAGUUAAACCUAGUUUCUUGGCUACGCCGGCGAUGUUCUUUAAAAGUGAUAAAGUAUCUUUUGGAAGUUGA